AUCAAUUUUUAAUUAAUAUUUAUUCCCCCUCUCCCUCCUCUCGAUAAUCCUUCCUCCUUGAGAUUCUCGCUUUAACUCCUCCCCCUCCCCCAUAUUGUUAUCUCCAUUCUCCUCCGAGACUUCUCCGACCUUCUCAGAUCAGCUUUUCGCAGAUCGAUCUAGGCGAUCUAAUAUUCGGAGGAAUUUUGUGUGGAUUUCAAACAUUCAAGAUCUUGAUCGGCCGAGAGUCGAGAUGGCGGAAGAGCACAGAUGCCAAGCACCGGAAGGCCACCGUCUCUGCGCUAACAACUGCGGAUUCUUCGGCAGCCCGGCGACGAUGAAUCUCUGCUCCAAAUGUUACAGAGACUUUUGCCUCAAGGAGCAACAGGAGGCUUCGAUCAAAUCCACCGUCGAAGCCUCCCUCUCCUCCGCCUCGGCCUCGGCCUCUUCGUCGUCGUUGUCGUCUCCUCCGGUGAUUGACUUCCGCUCCCUGCCUCCUCCUCCGCUGUUGACUCUGCCGGAGGUCGCCGAGGCAGAGGAUCUACCGCCUCCUCCGGAGGCCGCGGUUGAUGCGGUGGCGCAGCCGAAUCGGUGCAACGUCUGCCGGAAAAGGGUGGGGUUGACCGGAUUCAAGUGCAAGUGCGGGAUCACCUUCUGUGGGAUUCACCGGUACCCCGAGAAACACGCCUGCUCGUUUGACUUUAAGACGGUCGGGAAGGAAGAGAUCGCGAGGAGUAACCCGCUGAUCAAAGCAGAGAAGCUCGAGAAGAUUUGAUGCCGCCCUUCGGAUCCGAUUCGUUUCGAAAAGAAAAAACCGCAGAAAUUUCCAAUCAGUCAAGGAUUGAUUGCAUUAGCAUGUUUGUGAAGGGAGGCCCAAUCGAUGAGCCGUCGGAGUUGCGAUCGUCACCGCCGGCCGUUCAUUGUCAAGCAGCACAUAUGGGAAAAUUUAAGUCUGAUAUAAAUAUUCUCUCUUUUCUGGGUUAAUUUAUAUUUAUUUUCGGAAGAAAUAAGUUAUUGUGGGCUUUGCUUGUAUGUUGAAGGAAAUCAAAAACAAAAUUAAAAUUUAUGUUUGGAUAAUUGAAUUUUCGGGUCCGAUUCCUUUGUAGAUAGAUA
Argentina anserina (silverweed cinquefoil) is the source of this 1092-nucleotide messenger RNA. Its product is annotated as zinc finger A20 and AN1 domain-containing stress-associated protein 6. The transcript is spliced from 2 exons. The record is from RefSeq and is a predicted model, not a curated record. Bases 233 to 754 code for a protein of 173 amino acids. Gene Ontology annotation, molecular function: zinc ion binding; DNA binding. NCBI's taxonomy places the organism in Eukaryota, Viridiplantae, Streptophyta, Magnoliopsida, Rosales, Rosaceae.